AACUCAUGAACCGGAUGCAAUUCCGGUGGGCCAUGGUGUUAAAAAAAAGAGUAUACCAUUUAUCACAUGUAAACAUCAGAUGGUUGUGUUUUCUUUCUUUUUCUUACGGUGAAGAUUGCAAUUGGGCCGGUGUGCCCAUUUAACAUCUCAAAAGGGUCUAUCACUAAAUUCUAAAAUGUCUAUGGAAGAUCCAUUUUUCGUCGUGAAAGGGGAGGUCCAGAAGGCUGUGAACACCGCCGCCAGUCUGCACCAGAGAUGGAACGAGCUGCUCCAGAAUCCCGGCAGCUCCACCACAGAGGAGGUGGACUGGACCACCAACGAGUUGAGGAACAGCCUGAGAUCCAUCGAGUGGGACCUAGAGGAUCUGGAUGAGACUAUCAGUAUCGUUGAGUCCAACCCGAGGAAGUUUAACUUGGAUGCAGUAGAACUUGGUAAACGUAAAGCAUUUAUCACAAGCACCAGGCAGACGGUCAAGGACAUGAAAGAUCACAUGGUCAGUCCAAUGGCUCAAGUGACUGAAAAGAAAAAUCGUCAGACUCUGCUCGGUGGCAGUGGGUCCCAGGGGCCGAUCUGGCAGCCUGGAGGAGACAAGUACACCCCUCUGGACCAGGAGCUGCAGUCGGCCAACUCUCACUUCAUGGAGGAGCAGCAGGUCCAACAGCAGUUCAUAUCCGAGAAGCAGGAUGAGCAACUAGAGCUUGUGUCCGGGACCAUCGGUGUCCUGAAGAACAUGUCUGAGAGGAUUGGCUUGGAGCUGGACGAACAGGCAGUCAUGUUGGAUGACUUCUCCCAUGAAAUGGACAGCACCCACUCCAGACUGGACAAUGUUAUGAAGAAGUUGGCAAAGGUCUCCCACAUGUCUAGUGAUCGACGUCAGUGGUGUGCCAUCGGUGUGCUGUUGGGGAUUAUCUUCGUUGUCAUCAUCCUCAUCAUCGUUCUGUGAUCUUGACCAACUGCACUACCACCACUCCCGGUCCUUGCCCCUUCCUCUGCACAGCUGUAACGGGAGUUACUGAUCUAUGGUGCUGUGGAAAACUCUUUUUCAAAUGGACACAGCUCUCUCUCUCCACCUUUAUGCUGUUGCCUUGAAGUUGCACCUUGUCAUAGAGCCAUCACUACAUCCCUGUCCAUGAAUUAGACUCUUAAUGGCUCUGUCAAAAUGAACUGCUUUAAGCUGGUUUGAGGUAAUUCCACGGACUUGCCUCGACAAUGGUAUUGGGAGCACACUCAUCACCCAGAGGAAUACAGGAAGUAUUUAAAGAGGCUUGUGGUUGAUGUGAGGAACGUCACUUUAUUUCUGUAUUCUUUUAGUACUUUAAGUAAUCAACACUACAUCUAUAAUUACUGUUCCUUUGUUACUGACCCGUCUAGGGCUUCAUAAACCGUUGACUUCUCUGUAUCCUUUUGCUAUAUUGCUAUUUGCAUAUAACUACUUAAAGUAACAAGCCAGCACACUGGAUUUAUGAUGACCAGGGAAUAAUAUUCUUAGUGGGUAUUUUACAGACCUCACUUGCAUUUUAACACUUAAGUUGUCAUUGUUAUUGUUUUUUUCUACUUUCUGUUUGUUUGCUAACUAUGAGAAACUAAUGCAGUACAGAUUUAAGAUAACGGCAGACUUGGGGAACACUGAUGCAAUGAUGCUAAGAAUUCAAUUCUGGACACCA
Molecule: messenger RNA, 1664 nt
Organism: Clupea harengus (Atlantic herring)
Lineage: Eukaryota; Metazoa; Chordata; Actinopteri; Clupeiformes; Clupeidae
Gene: stx6
Product: syntaxin 6
Biological process (GO): intracellular protein transport; Golgi vesicle transport
Cellular component (GO): membrane
Molecular function (GO): SNAP receptor activity
Source: RefSeq, a predicted model, not a curated record